Hypanus sabinus (Atlantic stingray) is the source of this 2781-nucleotide messenger RNA. RefSeq names its product testis expressed 11 (gene tex11). Gene Ontology annotation, biological process: meiotic cell cycle. Gene Ontology annotation, molecular function: protein binding. The transcript has 27 exons. The coding region runs from base 1 to 2781 and encodes 926 amino acids. The record is from RefSeq and is a predicted model, not a curated record. NCBI's taxonomy places the organism in Eukaryota, Metazoa, Chordata, Chondrichthyes, Myliobatiformes, Dasyatidae.
AUGGCGCUCGUGAAGCCCAGCAACUACUUACUGGUGGCAAACAAAACAAAGAGUACAACUAAGUACUUUAUUAAUGACACUUUUUCUUGUAAAGUUUAUGGAUUUGCUGAAGAGCUUUUGAGAAAUCAGUUAGUUGGAAGUAUAGAGGAAGCGAUUGACACACUGUUUGAUAAAGUUGCAGUUUUGAAUGAAGUAGAAAACAACAAAAUCAAGGAUGCACAGGUGGAAGAGUAUGCUAUUAAUCUGUGGAACUGGGCAGUAACUAAAAGACUGGAAUCUUCAAUUAAUGAUGAACAGAGAACAAAACUGCGUCAUGUGGCCUGCAAGCUUGCCUAUUUGAGUGAUUGUGCUGAUCCCACUGCAGUAUCACUGCAAAGACAAAUACUGAGUUCGGAAAAGUUAUAUGCGAAACUAAUAGCUGGAUCUGAUGGCAUUUCAGAUGUAAAUAUUCUUAAGAAUGAUGUGGAAAAGGACCUUUUCAAAGUGCAUUCCUAUCAGGCAGAAUCAGCUAUGAUUCAGUGUGAACAUAAGAAUGCAGUAACUUAUAUCCAGCGCUGUAAAGAUAUGCUGCUCAGAAUGCCUAAAGAGACAGGUUAUUUGUCCCUGCUGUGUUAUAAUUUUGGAGUAGAAACUUAUCAGCAGAAAAAGUAUGAAGAAAGUGCUUUCUGGUUGAGUCAGAGCUAUGACAUCGGGAAAAUGGAUGAAAGAUAUUCACCAGGUUCUCCUGUGCAGGCGAAGGUUUUGCGUUUGUUGGCUAAUGUUUAUCUGGAGUGGGAUAUCAAGCAACACCAGGAGAGAGCUCUUGAUGCGGUCAUUUUGGCAAAUGAAGAAAAUCCCCAUCCAGCUGGAUUGUUCUUAAAGAUAAAAAUCCUUUUAAGUUGUACCUUUCCUGAUGAAACUGUCUUUACAGCUGUCAGAGAUCUCCUUGGAAAAGUAUCACUUACUGUUUGUCUUGAAGCUGCGAAGCUACUAAUGGAACAUGACCGAGAUGUGCUGUCCUUUGAAUUUUUGACAAUUCUGUCCAAGCAGUUUGAAACCCAUCAUGACAUUGGGGAGAUUUUACUGGUGCAUUUUAUGCAACUUUUGCAGAAAGGCAAAGAGGUCCUUGCCAAGCAAAAAAUAGAAGACAUUAUAGCAGGUCAUUACACAGGCAAAAGGCUUUCUUCAGAAAUUCUGACUCAGUUUCACAUUGUUCUUUGGGAAAGAGCUGCCAAGUAUUUUGAGGUGCAGAACUAUACUGAGGCACUUCAAUGGUACAGUUAUUCAUUAAGUUUUUUCUCUGCUGGGCAAAUGGAUCUGAAUCUAGCUAGACUACAAAGAAACAGGGCAUCAUGCUAUCUGCAUCUGAAUCAGAAGGAAAAGGCAAAAGAGGCCAUAAAAGAAGCAGAACAAAUUGAUCCUGAUAAUAUCUUCACACAGUUCAGUGUCUACAAAAUUGCUAUUUUGGAAGAUGAUGUACAAAAAGCUGUGCAAGCGAUUAAAAUCAUUGGGAAACUUGCAGAAAAACCAGAAGGAUGCGAGGAUAAGAUGUUAACUGACAGAAUCCCAGUGACUGAUAUUUUGAGUCUUGCUGCACAAGUUGCUCUAGAGAAUGAGCAGGAUGAUGCUGCCAGAAAAGCUUUUGAGUAUCUGUGUGAAUAUUCCCAAGACAGUACUCAGUUAUUCACAGCUCUCAGAUGGUGGGAGAUUUUGAUGUGCCUUUGGUGUGUAUUUAAGAACUUUAUCGUUGAGUUUCCGCUCAUGGGUGAUGUUGAACACACUGUCACCUUUAUUGAAUGUGAUACUGGCCAGGCCUUACUGCAUGUUGCUCAUAAGAAACUGAUAAGUCAUUUAGCGGAAGGGAAGCUGAGUGUUGAGCUGAAAAGUAGUGAAGCCAAUUGGUUUCGAAAAAUAGCAUGGAAUUCGGCUCUACAGUGUGAAGACUGCCCAGCUAAAAUGAGAGAAUUCUUCACUCUUUCUUUCCAGUUUUCACAGAUGCUAUCAAUUGAUAAGACCAUUUUGGUUGCACAAAAGACUUGUUUACUAAUGGCGGCAGCGGCUAGUUUGGAGAUUGGUCGAAAAGCAACAAUUACUUCGGAGCAGAUUGGAAGUCUGACUCAAGCAAGGGAAGAUAUUAAAGUUUGUUGGGAGAUUUGGGCAACAUUAAAAUCCACAACUGCAGGAGACUUCUCAAAAGAUCCUACAGAGACUCUACUACUACUUUAUGAAUUUGAAGCCAGGGCUAAAUUAAAUGAUCCUGAAUUAGAACAUGUACUAGAGAGAGUCUUACAUCUACAGCAAUUAGAACCUAAAACACUGGAAACUCUGGCAGCUUUAUCCAUGGAAUCUCCUGCUCAUUACCCAUCAUUCUGUAAAAAGGCAUUGAAGAUUGCUUUAUCUCUUCAAAAGAAGCAACCUUGUAUGGAUGUAAUACGAUGCAGCAAGAUUCUACACAGUCUGAUCCAGAUCUCACUCCCAACAAGAGUGACUGAAAUUGAACCUUGGAUUCUGGAGGAAGUCUGGUCUUUCUAUGAGGAAGCAUUAAUAAUUAUUGAGAGUUCGCAGGAGGAAUACCCAGAGAUUGAGAUCCUGUGGCUGAUGACUCGAGCUUGGAACACUGGAGCUUGCUUACAUAGUUUUGCAAAAUAUUCUGAAGCAGAACAAUGGUGUGGCCUUGGAAUGCGUUUUCUGAAAUAUCUGGGUUCUCUCAGGACCAGCUAUGAAAGUCAGAUGAUGGGGCUCUACAGUGAAAUUUUGGAUAGAAUGGAUAGAGAAAAGAAGAUCCUCCCUGUUGAAGAGUAA